UACAUGUGAAAAUUAACCUAAAUAUAAAUGUUCUUGGUUAUUUAAUCGUAUAAAAUUAUUUCAUUUAUUUGAAAUAUUUUUUUCUUUCAUUUUCUUUGACGUUCUCUCACGUCCCUCCAGCAGGGGGCCAUGAAGCCCUGAGAUUCCGCUUUCUAACAAAUAGCAGCUAUGUGGCUAACUUCCGGUUAGCCCAGUUAGCUCGUGCUUGUCGCUGUGUCCAGGUGUGUUCCGGUUCUGUUCAGCAACAAUGUGUUCCGUUGAGCCUCUGAGAGAGUUUAUCAGAGAGAGACUAACUGCUGCUGCUGAAGAAAUCUUCACCCAGCUGGAGAAAACCAUCGUCCGGUACGAGGAGGAGAUCGACCGGCAGCGGAGACUGCUGGACCUCACCUGGAGACCCCGAGUCAGCUUACAGCGAGCAGAACUUUCAGGUUGUGAUGCCAGUGAGGAGAAGGACGUCCAGACAGGUCAGCAGUCUUCUGACAGACAGACUGACUCCAGUUUGGACCAAGAGAAACCAGACCACUGGCAGAGGAAGAUGGAACAAAACGACUCUGAUCCCCUUCAGAUGAAAAUUGAACUGGAGGAACCAGAACUUCUGCAGUUAAAGGAGGAGGAUGAUGAAAUCCGGAUCAGUCAGGUUGAAGAGCAGCUUGUUCUGAAUCAACAGACUGAUUCUCUCACGGAGAACGGAGAACCAGAACCAGACGGAGACCAGCGCUCGUCUCAGAGCUAUCAUGAAACUGAGAACCUAAACCAGAACCAGAGCAACGGUGGAGAUAAAUGUAGAGAUCAAGUUUUGAAACAAAAUAAUAGUGAUAAAACCAAACUAAAGAGGCACAGAGUUGAAAAAAGGGCGUUUUGCAAGAUUUGUGGUAAAAGUUUCAACCAGUGUUACUUAUAUGACCACAUGAGAACUCACACAGGAGAAAGACCUUACUUGUGUCAGACAUGUGGAAAAAGCUUUAUCCAAAAAAAUAACUUAGUUACUCACAUGAGAAUUCACUCACGUGGGGCACACUAUCCAUGUGACAUUUGUGGGAAAGAUUUUUCUCGCAACGAUGUGUUAGCCUCUCACAUGAGCACUCACUCAGGAAUUAAACCUUUCUCAUGUCAGACCUGCAAAAAGAGCUUUAGUCGGAAAAUGUAUUUAACUCGUCACCUGAGAACGCACACAGGUGAGAAACCAUUUGAGUGUCAUGUCUGUGGGAAAGCUUUUAUCCAAAAAGAUUAUUUAAUUACUCACACAAGAACUCACACAGGUGAGAAGCCGUACUCUUGUGAGACGUGUGGAAAAAGUUUCAGUGACAGGAGUAAUUUAAAGCAUCACAAGAGAACUCACACAGGGGAGAGACCUUUCUCAUGUCACAUCUGUGGGAAACGUUUUAUUCAGAAGAAUAACGUAGUAACUCACAUGAAGGUUCACAGAUGAGAAACGCUUCCCCUGUGAGGUCUGUGGUGUGUGUUUUUCUCACAGUGCUAAUCUGACUCGUCACAUGGCCGCUCACUCAGAGGAGAAACCUUUCUCAUGUCAGUCGUCUGGAUGAGGCUUCAGCCUCAGGUUGUUCACAGGUUAAUAGUGUGAACAUUCAUGAAACUCAUGGCUACAUACAAGUUAAAAUCCAAAACAACAAUCAAAAAUAACACACAAACAUGAUCAAUCCAGUUUUUUUGUCUUUCUGCAUAAAUAUAAAGAGUGAAAAUAGAUAAGACACUUCAAAGAAUUUGAGAGUGUACCUGAAGUAAAAGCAGCGGAGGAAACACUGAUUCCCUUCACACUCCACUCAGUCGAGACACCAUGAACGUGGCUAUGAAAUGUUUACAUCUGCGUUUGUAUGAACUGAACAGUUUGUAAUUUCAAAAUCAAUGUUGGUGUUCAUAAAUGCUGGGAGUUGUAAUUUAUUUCCUCUGAUAACAAUAAAAUAGUCAAGAAGUUAAAGUUCAGGAACUUUAACUUCAGUAGACUGAAGAUCCUAAAACUCCAGUGUUAAAGGUGAAUGUAUUUAACCGACGUAUUUAUGUUUCAAUAUGGAAUUAAAUGGCAAUAAAAUUGUUCAUCUGGCAUCUUCCACA
Gambusia affinis (western mosquitofish) is the source of this 2070-nucleotide messenger RNA. RefSeq names its product zinc finger protein OZF-like. The transcript is spliced from 2 exons. Gene Ontology annotation, cellular component: nucleus. NCBI's taxonomy places the organism in Eukaryota, Metazoa, Chordata, Actinopteri, Cyprinodontiformes, Poeciliidae. Bases 248 to 1429 code for a protein of 393 amino acids. The record is from RefSeq and is a predicted model, not a curated record.